Pantherophis guttatus is the source of this 985-nucleotide messenger RNA. RefSeq names its product acylphosphatase 2 (gene ACYP2). The record is from RefSeq and is a predicted model, not a curated record. NCBI's taxonomy places the organism in Eukaryota, Metazoa, Chordata, Lepidosauria, Squamata, Colubridae. Gene Ontology annotation, molecular function: acylphosphatase activity.
UCUGCUGGCUGAGUUUCUGCGUUAGACUGAUCAGCGCUUGCUCGCUCUCACUCCUUCUCUGAGUGACUCUUCUUUCCCUGCAACCAUUAUGUCCCGGAUCCUCAAAUCGGUGGAUUACGAGGUAUUUGGCCGGGUUCAAGGGGUUUGUUUCAGAAUGUACACAGAGGAAAAAGCUAGGAAAGUGGGUAUAGUCGGCUGGGUUAAAAAUACCAGACAAGGAACGGUUAAAGGACAAGUGCAGGGUCCAGAAGAGAAAGUGAAUGAGAUGCUUUCACAUGAGUCUGGAAAAAUGAAGCAGUUUGAAGUCAAUUCAAUGACUUUUGACCGAAUAAAGACCAAACAAAAUGAGUUUGUGCUUAAUGGAGUUGGAGUAGCACUGAAGCCACCGAUUGUGAAAGCUUGGCUGACCAGCGUUGGAAGUCCUAGUUCACGCAUUGACCGGACAAAUUUUUCUAAUGAAAAGGAAAUCUCAAAACUUGAAUUCUCUGGAUUCAUCACCAGAUACUAAAAAACCAAAUCAUAGAAUUACCUUAUUUCUCCAAUUGCAUCAAAAUUUCUGUGUCUCCCUAAAGCAAAUUAGGAAAAUGCGACAAUGAUCAUAUUUACAUUCUGGCCAAAUGUUUAUAUGGUGUAUUAAGGCAAAGAAAAGUAUCACUUGGUUAAACUUCUUUUUCUUUACAAAUACUUUAUAAACCCCUGGUUAAGGCCACCUCUACCAAUUUGGGUAUUAUUAGACAUGCUGUUUUGCUAUCAUGUGCAUGUUUACUUGGAAGUGACUCCUUCUGAAUCCAACAGGUAAUUAUACUGUAUAUAUGCCUGCAUCUUUAAGGAUCUGUCCCAAAUAUAAGGGUGGAAUGAUCUACAUUUUAAAACUAAUAUAUAUGACUGCAUUCGAUGAAAUAAUUUAUUAAAUCUUAAAUAUUUAAUUCUAGACAUUCUAAACCAAAAUGUUUUAUAACAAAUUAAAACAAUUUUUAAAACCUUA